AUGCCAAAGAAACCUCGGUACACCAUUAGUAAUGCAGCCAGAAUUGUAGCUGGCCCUAAUAGUCAAACCCACGCUAAUCCGCAAACGGAUGGAACGCAUGAUACGGGAGCAGAUACUUCAAUUGCACAGCGACGUGCAAGAGCCCCUCCACCUCCGCAUUCAGGCCACGGUGCUCGACAAUUCCGUGUUAACGCUGUACCCUUUCGACCACCUCGCAAUGAAACACGGCUGGAUUUGUUAGGUGAUAUUGGGGACGCUCGAGCUCCGACAAAUAGAAAGCAUCCACCGGAUUCACAUGAAGGUGUAGAUGACCAUUUAGAAGACGCAGACUAUGACUCGGAGGCGGAUGAGAUCGAGUCAUUUGAUGACCAUCUAGACAACAUGUUUGCCGCACAUGAAGUUGAACGUCAAGAAAAUGGUGUGAUCUCUUCUAUGGAGCUGACUGUUAAGGAGGCAUUAGCACUUCCUCCUGGAAAGAAGAUCGUUCUACACCAUAACAAAGAGUUGCAACAAGUUGAUCAGGCAGCGGGCUUAUUGAGCGGGUUCUUGAAAACAUUGGGGUCUGAUUUUCAACAAUUACCGAUUUGUGCAAAGAGUUGGAAGACAAUGAGCAAGGCUUCCAAGGAGCACGCGUAUGACCAGGUUAAGCGAGUCUUCCACUAUGAGGACGAUAAAAGAGGGUGGAUAAAGUGGGGAAUUGUACAAAGAAUAGGAAGCUGCUGGAGAAAUUCAAGAAAUCAUUUGUUCCAUAAGGUUUAUGAUGAAGAACUAACUUUUGAGAAAAACAUCAGGCGCAAGCCAGCAGGAAUAGAGGCAAAUCACUGGAAAAAGUUUCUUAAAUAUCGGUUGGACGGUGACACGAAGGAGAAGUGUAGAAUAAAUGCCGUUAAUCGUUCAAAGCAACAACACACACACACACAGGAGGUUCUAAAACGAUGGCAAGAAAGAGACACAAAGAAGAGCAACGACAGGGAAGACCUAUUGGGAGAGAUUAGUGUAAAUCCGGACCGCACAUGUUUGCAGGAAGCAAUUGAACUUAUUGAGAGCCAAGACCCCUCUAGCAAGGAAUUUUCACAGAAUGAUUCCCUUGCACAAGUGCUUGGCAAGGAGCACCCAGGAAGAGUUCCUGGACUCGGUAUUGGUACAUGUCCGAGUCGGUGUUUUCGUAACAUUCCAGAGCAGUCGGACUACGGUGUACAGAUUGAGGAGUAUCAGAUGGAGAUUUUGAAACUCAAGGCGGAGGCAGCAGAACUCAAGGCAGCAGCAGCAGAGGAAAAGGCAAAGAGACAGAGAAUGGAGACAGAGGCAGCUGAAGGGAAGGCAAAAAUACAGACAAUGGAAACAGAGGCAGCUGAAGGGAAGGCAAAAAUACAGACAAUAAAAAAUUUGUUGACAUACAUAAUCCAGCAGCAAGGAGGUAAUUUGCCACCUGAAAUAGCUGCGGAUUUGGAUUCGUUGAGAGGUGCACCAACCUCAUCCCAUUCAAGAUGA
Messenger RNA from Arachis stenosperma, 1491 nucleotides. RefSeq lists its product as uncharacterized. The coding region runs from base 1 to 1491 and encodes 496 amino acids. The record is from RefSeq and is a predicted model, not a curated record. NCBI's taxonomy places the organism in Eukaryota, Viridiplantae, Streptophyta, Magnoliopsida, Fabales, Fabaceae. The transcript has 7 exons.